This is a messenger RNA of Mesorhabditis belari, 429 nucleotides long. Lineage: Eukaryota; Metazoa; Nematoda; Chromadorea; Rhabditida; Rhabditidae. The record is from the annotation of a GenBank genome assembly.
AUGGGCAAGCCCAUGGGAUUGAAUGCCGCUCGGAAGCUUCGUCUUCAUCGUCAAAAACAACGCUGGGCCGACAAGGAUUACAAGAAAGCAAACUUUGGAACAAGAUGGAAGGCCAACCCAUUUGGUGGCGCCUCUCACGCAAAAGGGAUCGUGCUCGAGAAGAUUGGAGUCGAAGCUAAGCAGCCCAACUCGGCCAUCCGAAAAUGCGUUCGUGUGCAACUCAUCAAAAACGGAAAGAAAAUCACCGCCUUCGUCCCCAAUGACGGUUGCCUAAAUUUUGUUGAGGAAAACGAUGAGGUGCUUGUUGCUGGUUUCGGCCGUUCCGGUCAUGCCGUCGGAGAUAUUCCCGGAGUUCGUUUCAAGAUUGUUAAAGUCGCCAACACAUCUCUCAUCGCGUUGUUUAAAGGGAAAAAGGAGAGACCAAGGAGC